AUGGACGACUACGAGUCGGAGUUGUCAGCAGGUAUCACACUGCUCAACUACAGGCUCGUGGAUGAAGAGCCUCCAAAUUCACCCACGGUUGCAAUCACCUACAGAAUACCACAAGAUUUUGCAGACGAAUCAUCGGAUUCAGAUACCGUGGCUGAUCUUUUGGCAAGGCCAAUCCCUAUGAAAACACGCCGUCGCUCAAGUGUCUCAAAGUAUUCUUCAUCGUACGAGGUUGACAUCAACGAGGCGUUUGUUUCAUCACAACUUCGUGGAACCAGCCAAUCAUACACGCCCAAAUUAGAUGAUUUCGAGCCCAUCAAAGUGUUAGGGCAAGGUUCAUACGGUAAGGUGCUUUUGGUGCGUGAGAAGGUCACGGGGAGACUCUUUGCGCAGAAACAACUUAAGAAAGCGUCGCUUGUAAUCAAUGAGACCAACGAGGUGCACAAGAAGAACUAUGAACGCACAUUGAACGAGAAAAACAUUCUCGAGCAGGUCAACCAUGCCAAUAUAGUCAAGCUAUACUAUGCGUUUCAGGACCACAAUAAAGUGUACUUGAUUUUGGAGUACUUGGAUGGUGGAGAAUUGUUUCACCAUCUAGCUGAGCAGAAAUAUAUGAGUGAGAAGAACGCGUCCUUCUACAUAGCUCAGAUCAUUGUGGCGUUGCGUUACCUCCAUUUGAACCUCAAGGUCAUAUAUAGGGACUUGAAACCAGAAAACUGUAUGCUUAAUUCAGAGGGAAACUUGGUGCUUACAGAUUUCGGCCUCUCCAAAGUGUCUUCCAAGGACGAGUCGAGACACUCCAUGAUUGGAACUGCGCAAUAUAUGGCUCCGGAAGUCAUCAAAGGAGAAGAUUACGACUACGCGGUUGACUGGUGGUCCUUGGGAUGUGUUGCAUACGAUAUGCUCACUGGUGGGCCACCAUUCACCGGUCACACCAACGAGAAGAUCAUGGACAAGGUUGUACAUUCAAAGAAGUACUUGAAAUUUCCCUUUUACCUAUCGCUUGAUGCCAAAGAUCUUCUUCGGAAGCUUUUGCAGAGCAACCCAGAAAAGAGGAUGGAUAUCGAUAAUAACUUUGAGCAAUUAAAGCAACAUCGGUUUUUCCGUUACCUAAACUGGGAUGAAAUAAUUCUGGGGCAAAGCACGUCACUUCCCCCAAUUCUUCCUGUCAUUACUGAUCCUAUUUUGGCGGAAAACUUCGACGAGGAGUUCACCAGCAUGCCGUUUACUCCUCCCAUUGGAGCUACCGACAUCGAAAGCCGCAAGGACGAUAUUUUACAUGUUAACGGCUUCACCUUCACUAAUGAGAGCUACUUAGUCAGCGUUUACGCACAAAAGGGGAACUAG
Molecule: messenger RNA, 1344 nt
Organism: Sungouiella intermedia
Lineage: Eukaryota; Fungi; Ascomycota; Pichiomycetes; Serinales; Metschnikowiaceae
Source: the annotation of a GenBank genome assembly